Molecule: messenger RNA, 1953 nt
Organism: Microplitis mediator
Lineage: Eukaryota; Metazoa; Arthropoda; Insecta; Hymenoptera; Braconidae
Product: endochitinase
Exons: 9
Coding region: 199-1788 (529 amino acids)
Biological process (GO): chitin catabolic process; carbohydrate metabolic process
Cellular component (GO): extracellular region
Molecular function (GO): chitin binding; chitinase activity
Source: RefSeq, a predicted model, not a curated record
UAAGAGCAAGGUGUGUUGCUGUUGCCGUAAAAUAUUUCUUUGUUGGGACGCCAUUUGGCAAUUAUUGAAAUUUAUAAAGUGUAUUGGACACUUGGCAAUCGGGGUUAAUUAGAGUUGUUGCAACAACUAUUGCCAAAUUAAUAAUUGAUGCCAAUGGAACCUGUACGCAUUUUAUAUUACAACGAAGACUGAUCAAUUAUGUUCAGGCUCUUGAAGUUCAUAUUUGUAAUUCUAAUGGUUGCAACAUUAGUUGGGUUUAUUCAGUCAACAAGACAACCCGCUAGAGUUGUGUGUUAUUUUAGCAAUUGGGCUAUCUAUAGACCUGGACUUGGCAGCUACGGAAUAAAGGAUGUACGGGGUGAUCUUUGUACUCAUGUCAUUUAUUCAUUUAUUGGUAUUAGUAAUGUCACUUGGGAAUAUCUUAUCUUGGAUCCUGACAUCGAUGUAAAAAAAAAUGGAUUCUACGAAUUUGUUGGUUUGAAGCAAAAAUUUCCUGGAUUAAAAACUGAGAUUGCUAUUGGUGGAUGGGGUGAAGGCGGGAAAAAAUACAGUUCUCUUGUGAGUAACAUUGAACGGCGAAGUAUAUUUAUCAAAAGUAUUGUCGCAUUAAUGAAUCAAUAUGGAUUCGAUGGAUUUGACUUGGACUGGGAGUACCCAGGUGCAACUGACCGAGGUGGCAAAUACUCUGAUAAAAAUAAUUUUUACUACUUGGUCGAAGAACUUCGACGAGCAUUUACAAGGCAACGUAAAGGUUGGGAAAUAACGAUUGCAGUACCAGUAGCUAAAUUUAGGCUUGCUGAAGGAUAUCAUGUUCCAGAAAUUUGUGAUAACGUAGAUGCAAUUCACGUCAUGACGUAUGAUCUUCGAGGGAACUGGGUUGGAUUUGCUGAUGUUCAUAGUCCACUUUACAAACGUCCUCAUGAUCACUAUGCUUACGAAAAACUUAAUGUUAACGAUGGUCUUCAAUUAUGGGUUGAUUCAGGAUGUCCACCGAAUAAGCUUGUUGUCGGCAUUCCUUUUUAUGGACGAAGUUAUACUCUAAGUGCAAGUAAUAAUAAUUAUCACCUUGGUACUUAUAUAAAUAAAGAAGCAGGAGGUGGAAUGGCUGGGAAAUAUACAGGAGCCAAAGGCUUCUUAGCUUACUACGAGAUUUGUUCACUUAUUCAAGAUGCCGAAUGGGUAAAAAAAUGGGAUAAUGUAGGUAAAGUUCCAUAUGCCUAUAAAGAUACACAGUGGGUUGGGUAUGAAGAUCCUGAAAGUAUUCAAAUAAAGGUGGAUUGGAUUAAAUCAAAAGGAUACGCUGGUGCUAUGGUUUGGGCUCUAGAUAUGGAUGACUUCCAUGGACUCUGCGGUAAAAAAGAUGUUCUAAUCAAAAUAAUUCAUGAAAACAUUAAAAAUUAUUAUGUCCCGAUCUCCACAACGAGUACAACACCAAGACCUGAAUGGGAUCGGCCACUCAGUACGACCUUGGCAACCAAUGGAUAUGUUACUAUUUCACCUCUAUUGGAAAUUGAAAAAACCACUCUACCAUAUUUUGAUAACAAAACAACAAAUUUCCCCGAUACGUUUCAAAACUUAACAGUUGACAUUAUUCAAAUUGAUAACGAAACAAAUAAUAUUCAGUGUGAUAAAUAUGAUUUAAUACCUUCAAAAAAUUGUCACGCAUACUAUCGUUGCAUUCAUGGAAAACCUCUUUUAUUUCAAUGUCCCAAUGAAUUGAUUUACAAUCCUGCAACGUAUGUUUGUGAUCUGUCAGCAAACGUUGACCGCUUCGAUUGUAAGAAAUGAAUACAAACCGUCAUUACUUAAAUGACGUCUAUGAUCAACGACUAUUUUAAAUCCAGCUCAAACUAUUCAAAUUAUACUUUAUAAAUAACAGUUCGAAACCGUAAGUGAGAACUCACAUAAUAAUGUAGAGAUAUGACCAAUAAAUUCCUGUUCAAUUACACGUUA